Brugia malayi is the source of this 1038-nucleotide messenger RNA. RefSeq lists its product as uncharacterized. Gene Ontology annotation, cellular component: U2-type catalytic step 1 spliceosome. Bases 1 to 1038 code for a protein of 345 amino acids. Lineage: Eukaryota; Metazoa; Nematoda; Chromadorea; Rhabditida; Onchocercidae. The record is from RefSeq and is a predicted model, not a curated record. Gene Ontology annotation, biological process: mRNA splicing, via spliceosome. The transcript is spliced from 6 exons.
AUGACGGGCACUGAACGGAAGGUUUUCCAGAAGUAUUAUCCGCCGGACUUUGACCCCUCGAAAAUCCCAAGAGCUAAAGGACAGCGUAAUAGACAGUUUGUACAGCGUGUUAUGGCUCCUUAUAAUAUGCAAUGUGACACUUGCCAUGAAUACAUAUAUAAGGGGAAAAAGUUUAACAUGAGACGUGAGACAGCGGAAGGUGAAACUUAUUUGGGGCUGAAAAUCUUCCGGUUUUAUUUUCGAUGUCCAAACUGUUUAGCCGAAAUAACAUUUAAGACGGAUUUGGAAAAUUGUGACUAUCAGCAAGAGCAUGGAGCAACUCGUCUUUUCGAAGCCUUCAAGUUGUAUCAGCAGGAGGAAAAAGCAAAAGAAACGAAAGAGGAGGAAGAAAAGAAGGACCCCAUGAAAAUGCUUGAAAAAAGAACAAAAAUGAGCCGAGCCGAAAUGGAAGCAUUAGGUAAAUUAGAGGAAUUACAAGAGACAAAUCGGCGACAUGAAACGUUUGGCCCAGACCAGUACUUUCAAAAUUUAGACGGAACUCAAGCAGAAGCUUUACGGCUGCAGGAAGAAGAUGAAAAAUUCAUCCAGAAAUUAUACGGAAGAACGGAAGACGGCAAAAUUAUUAAACGAAUACUGGACGAUGAAAACAAAAAUAUGGAUUCAUCAGUUCAUGCGAAAUUAGAAAUAAAGCAUGAGCCUGUGGAUGAAGACCAAAAACCAAGCUGUUCGUCUACUGACGUAAUGAAUCUGAGACCAGGUCCACCAAGACAAGGUGUUAUGGUGGCACAUAAACGAACAUCGCAAAGGGAACUUUUAUCAAGAAUUGUUGCUGUUAAGAAACAAAUGAAAAAAAAUAAGCCGGUGAUUAUAAAAACAGAAAUUCAAGAUGCAACUAACAGUCCUGAAAAUUCACAAGAACAUUCCACGUCAAAACAAUUUGAAACACAUAAUAGGGAAUCACAACCUAUUUCACCAACAUCAACAUUGUCUGCCCUUCAAGGCUUGGCUGAUUACUGUAGUGAUUCUAGUAGUGAUUAA